This is a messenger RNA of Brenthis ino (lesser marbled fritillary), 261 nucleotides long. The record is from the annotation of a GenBank genome assembly. Lineage: Eukaryota; Metazoa; Arthropoda; Insecta; Lepidoptera; Nymphalidae.
AUGUCAGCAUCUUGUAUAAGCUGUAAGAUGUGCGAAAAAGUUGAAUACCAGAGUGGAAAUACAAAGGCAGAUACAAGCAUUUCUUAUAUAACGAGAACUAAGGUCUUUCCUGAAAGGCCGGCAAUGCAUUUGCAAGCCCUGCGGUGUUGCAGAUGUCCAUGGGUGGCGAUGAUCACUCCCCAUCAGCCAGAAUAUUUUACCUUCGAGAUUACCUUCCACGAAGACUUUGCGGCGCUGUUGAACGAGAUGUCUUCUGCUGAU